AUGAAUGUAGAAUCGCAAAUCAACCAGCUCAAAUACAGAAGUUCUUUCAAGUUUAUGUGCCCGAACAGUAACUGCGGCAAAAGUUACAAGUAUAAGCCAGAUUUGAACAGACAUAUAAAAGAUUAUUGCGAUAAACGCUGGGUUUGUAUGAAUGAUUGUGGACGCAAGUAUUUGAACAAAAAAAGUUUAAUCAGGCAUUUAAGAUAUGAAUGUGGUGUGAGACGUCAAUUUCAAUGUAACACAUGCUUGCAGCAGUUUAAACUUCAGAAUCAUUUGAAAAAACACCUUCAGAGAUGCACAUCUAGAACUAUAGCUAUUGAUCAACACAUUAGUACAGUGAAUGGUGUCGUCAGAGAUGAAACAGAAAUGCAAGCCCUGGAACAUACGCAUAAUAGAUACUAUUGCAUCAACGGGUGUGGUAAGAGCUACAAGAAUAAACAGCAUAUGACCAGACACGCAAGGAGCGAAUGUGGAUGUCAAGCUAAGUUCCGGUGUCAAUACUGCAUGAAGUCAUUUACGCGCAAACAGUCUUUGAAACUACACAUAGUGGUUGUGCACAAUCGUUUACCGGACGCCGUCCACAGAAAUCCUAGACAACAGUUGAACUGGUCUGAUAAUCAACUUACUUAG
This is a messenger RNA of Adelges cooleyi (spruce gall adelgid), 630 nucleotides long. RefSeq names its product zinc finger protein 586-like. Gene Ontology annotation, biological process: regulation of transcription by RNA polymerase II. The coding region runs from base 1 to 630 and encodes 209 amino acids. Lineage: Eukaryota; Metazoa; Arthropoda; Insecta; Hemiptera; Adelgidae. The record is from RefSeq and is a predicted model, not a curated record. Gene Ontology annotation, cellular component: nucleus. The transcript is spliced from 4 exons.